Messenger RNA from Cynara cardunculus var. scolymus (artichoke), 1238 nucleotides. RefSeq names its product peptidyl-prolyl cis-trans isomerase FKBP19, chloroplastic. Gene Ontology annotation, molecular function: peptidyl-prolyl cis-trans isomerase activity. The coding region runs from base 170 to 949 and encodes 259 amino acids. The record is from RefSeq and is a predicted model, not a curated record. Gene Ontology annotation, cellular component: chloroplast; thylakoid. Lineage: Eukaryota; Viridiplantae; Streptophyta; Magnoliopsida; Asterales; Asteraceae. The transcript is spliced from 10 exons.
GAAUGGUAAUUUCACGUAAAAGUCCGACUGCUCGGCAACUCAAUGAAUCUAAGGCCGUUAUCUUUCCCUCUUAAUCUUGAUGCACUCCUUCUCCUACUUACUAACAGUACCGGAAAACACUUCAUUUUCUACGGCGGCGUGUUGCAGAAGCCGGUGGUUCUACUAAUAAAUGGUGUUGGGGGUUACUGUUGCAGUUAUCGGAUCUCCUUCCUCAUUCUUUACCCCUAAACCCUCUUCUACAUCGCAAUGGGUGCAGAACCAAAUUAAAUCAUCCCCAAUUCGACAUACCACCUAUGCAUCAUCCUCUUCUUUAUCUGAUGAGAUGGGUUCAUUGGAUGAUGGUAGAUCAUCUAACAUCGAUAGAAGAAAAUGGUUGGUGUCAUCUUUGGGGUUAUUAGCAGUGACAUUGGGAAAUAGUGUAGGAGGUGGAGUUGCUGCGGCAUCUAAUUUUGCAGACAUGCCAGCUUUAAAGGGUAAGGAUUAUGGAAAAUCGAAGAUGAAGUAUCCCGAUUAUGCUGAGACAAGCUCAGGACUCCAGUAUAAGGACUUGCGAAGGGGAAGUGGCCAAACGGCAAAGAUGGGAGACACUGUUGUGGUUGAUUGGGAUGGUUACACGAUUGGAUAUUAUGGCCGCAUAUUUGAAGCUAGAAACAAGACGAAAGGUGGUUCCUUUGAGGGAGAUGAUAAGUCCUUCUACAGAUUCCGACUAGGUUCCCAUGAGGUGAUACCAGCUUUUGAGGAAGCUGUUUCAGGCAUGGCUUUGGGUGGCAUUAGAAGGAUCAUUGUGCCCCCAGACCUUGGAUAUCCUGAGAAUGAUUACAACAAGAGUGGUCCAAAACCAACAACAUUUUCGGGCCAACGAGCAUUGGAUUUUGUGCUCAAGAACCAAGGAUUGAUCGAUAAAACCCUUUUGUUUGACAUUGAGCUUAUAAACAUUAUACCCAACUGAAAUACAGCUCUCAGAUAAACUGUAAGCAAGGCUCAUUCACACAUGAAGACGCACCUUUGUUUGCUUUUAUUUGUAUUUCAUACAAGUGAUUCAUAGUGAACCCAACUGAAAUACAGCUCAGUUUACCUGUAAGCAAGGCUCAUUCACACAUGAAGACACCUUUUUUUGUUCUGUUUCAUACAAGUGAUGUAUUCAUAACGAACCCAACUGAAAUGCAGCUAAAGCUACCUGUAAUCAAGGCUCAUUCAGACAUGAAGAAACACCUUUGUUUGUUUUUUGUUCUUUUUCC